This is a messenger RNA of Notechis scutatus (mainland tiger snake), 416 nucleotides long. The record is from RefSeq and is a predicted model, not a curated record. NCBI's taxonomy places the organism in Eukaryota, Metazoa, Chordata, Lepidosauria, Squamata, Elapidae.
GGACCUCAGGCCCCUCCCAGUCCUCUGGGGCCACCUGGCCCUGGAAGAGGAAGAAGCGGCCGGGCUCCGGUGGGUGGAGUGCCAGACCGAGAGAGAGAGAGAGAGACCGAGAGAGAAGAGAGAGGGAGGGGAGCCCGAGAGAUCUGAGCCAACCGCCUCGCUCACCAUGUGCACCGGCAAGUGUUCCCGCCUGGUGGGCCUCGUCCUGGUGGCCGCGGCCCUGGCCUGCAUCACCGCCAACAUCCUCCUCUUCUUCCCCAACGGCGAGGGGAAAUGGACGCCGGGUCACAUCACCACGCAGGCCUGGCUCAUGGGGGGCGUCAUCGGCGGAGGGCUGAUGGUCCUCUGCAGCGGCUCCUCCACCGUGAAGGCCGGCGGGAAGGGGUGUUGCGGCUACGGAUGCUGUGGGAACCGCU